Messenger RNA from Micromonas pusilla CCMP1545, 1335 nucleotides. RefSeq lists its product as uncharacterized. The transcript has a single exon. Gene Ontology annotation, molecular function: sarcosine oxidase activity; flavin adenine dinucleotide binding. The coding region runs from base 1 to 1335 and encodes 444 amino acids. Lineage: Eukaryota; Viridiplantae; Chlorophyta; Mamiellophyceae; Mamiellales; Mamiellaceae. The record is from RefSeq and is a predicted model, not a curated record.
AUGACGCGCGCGUCCGACGGCGACGACCGCGACGUCGUCGUCGUCGGGAACGGCCCGCUCGGGUCCGCCAUCGGCCGCCACCUCGCGGACGCGGGCGCGAGCGUGCUCGUCCUCGACGGCGGCGCGUCGCUGACGUCCGCGUCGAACGACAUGGGACGCAUCGUCCGCCCGCUCGACGCGGAGGGGAGGGAAGGAUGGACGCGGUGGAACGUGGCGUCGAUCGACGCGUUCCCGGAGUUGGAGGCGGCGUCCGGGAUAUCCUUCUUCGAGAAGAGCGGCAGCCUCGCGUGCGGCACGCCCGCGUUCGUGGAGAAACCCGCGCGGCUGAUGCGAGACGCGCGCGUGCCCUUCGACGAGCUCGCGAGCGGCGACGCCGUCGCCGCGAGGUUCCCGUUCUUGCGCGUCCCGUCCGCCCACGUCGCGGUGCGCGACGACGUCGGCGGGUUCGUGAACCCGGCGCGGAUGAUCGCCGCGCAGAACGCGCUGAUGACGAAGCACCCCAACGAUCGCGGCGUCGUGCGCGAGGGCGUCGUGACGAACGUCGCUGUGGACGACGGUUUCGGCGGCGCGACGGCGACGACGGCGACGGGCGAGACGCGACGCGGGAAGUUUGUCGUCCUCGCGGGCGGGGCCUACACCGCGUGGCUCGCCGCCGCGUCCGGUCUGACGACGAUCGCGCCGCCGCCGAACCCCGGCAACGCCGCGUCGACCACCGCGUCGACGACCGCGUCGACCGCGUCGCCGCUCGCGCGGUCGGGCGUCGGGAGCGUCCGCCUGUCGCGACGCACGGUGCUGCUCGCGGAGGUGACGGCGUCAGACGCGAAGGGCGUCUUGUCCGACAUGCCGACGCUGAAGUAUCAGCACGCGCCGGAGCAGCGCGACGUUUCGGUUUCGGCGGGUGAAUCGUCGUCGCACGGCGCGAACGAGGCGAUGAGCGUGUACGUGCUGCCGCCGAUAUACUACCCGGGCCCGGACGUCGCCCCGGGGUGGUACGUGAAGAUCGGCGGCGGCGCGAACGAUUUCUUCGAACGCGAGCGAUGGGCGGACACCGUGAACGAUCUGGAGCGAUGGAUGGCGUCCGACGGCGACGACGACGUCGCGGAUCGACUGCACGACGUCUUGGUAGAUUUGAUGCCGACGACGAACUUUCUGUCGCUGACGUCGAAGCCGUGCGUCACGACGUGCACGGACGACGGCGAGCUGCAGUGCGAACGGUUGGGGAAAAACGGGAGGGUGAUCGCGGUGGGGGGGUGUCAAGGGAAAGCCGCGGGGCCCGCGGACGCAAUCGGGAGAGCGGUCGCGUCGCAGGUGAUGGACGCGUUGCGCGAGGCGUGA